GCCGCUCGGGCGAAUAAACGGCCAAUGUCCGCGUCCUUGCAUAACACGUGCGUUGGCGCGUGCGGCCAACGUAAGGUUUUUAAAAACAAACAGCAACCGAAGAAUCCGUUGAGAGUAAUUUUUUUUUUUUAAAACGAAAUCAAAACAAGCAUACGAAUAACUUAACCGGCGAUUGCACCAUUAAACCCCUCUCACCAAACCACCACCAACGUUGGGUGCGUCAUGUCAACGACGCCAAAUGGUCAAGUCUGGAAGCUGGUCUCCAGCAAAUGAUCUCCCGACAGCUUCCAAUGCUCCUGCCGCUGUUGGCGCCGUUGUUGGUAGCAUCCGCGGACUCUUACUACGGACAGGAGCUCGAUAGGCUCGCAGAUGAUGCGGACGAGGUGAAAGUGGGCUGCGACCUGAAUCCGUGCCAGAACGGGGCGACGUGCGUUGCGGACAAUCGCCGAUUGCUGGGCUUCCGCUGUCUCUGCUCGCCAUCCCACAUCGGCGACUUCUGCCAGGAACACCAGGCUGGCCAUUCCUCGGGGCACGUGAGCUGGAAUGUGCUCGGAUUGGCAAUUUCCAGCGCCGUGCUGCUGAUUGCUCUGCUCGCCUGCAUCGUCUAUCUGCUCGUCAGAGUGAGACACUACUUUAAAGAUCUGCAGAGCACGCUAAAGUCCCUUCAGGAUGCGCUGACAACGAGGUGGAGGAAGCAGCCCGGCCACAAGAUGGACUCGCGACUGCUGCUGCAGCAGAUGGGAUCAAGCCACGGAGGCCACUGCACUGAUUCGGCGGCGUGCGAGAUCAUUCCUCUCGUGCGAAGGGAGCCCCACCAUGAGCUGGCGAGCCACCACCCCCACCACCCGCUGGCCCCGCUCGCCUCCACCACCGCCACGGUGCCAUCCACGUGCGCCCGCGACGCCUCGCAGUGGAGGCGGGCGUCCCCCGAGCCGCGCUGCAGCUUUCACGUGUCGGCCCGGCGCGCCCCGUCAGACGCCGUGGCCACGCUGCACUUCAUCGAAGAUGACGAAGACGACGACAGCAGAUCGUGCGAAACUGACAGCUUCAUCGACCGUGACUCCCGGGGGGGUAGCAGCUGCAGUGCGGAUGGAGAGAUGACCCCCUUGACCUCUCCUGCGAACCAGGCGACGGCCAGGAAAUAGGUGCAAGUGCAUGUUAGGGAUGCGUGACCGGAUUUUGGAUUUUUUCCAAAAAUACCCAAGAAAUUUGGCCUAAAUAUGACAUUUCGAAUGAUCCGGAAUUUUUUGUUUUAAUUUCGGAUUGAUUGUAAACUGCAAGGUAACCGGAAGUGAUGUCACUCCCAUUAUGUAGGUCAUUGUGUGUGGAGGUGUCGUGGUCCAAAUGAGAAUUUACAUUCUCCCUCACUGGGUAAAACCACAGCUGCAUCGCCCCCUACGGGUGAUGCCACAUUUGCUUAAUUUAUGAAAAUAUAACACUCUUCUUUGUUACGGUUGAAUUAUUAGACUGAUGUAACUUUGUGGAAAAAAAGAUAUGAAACUAUAAAAAUGUCAAAUACUUCAAUAAUUACAAUUGGUUCAUAAACAAUGAAUGUGUUAUUACAAUGUAAUACAUUUAAAUAAAUAAAAAAUCUUAAAUUCAGGCCGAACAAUAAAAUAAUCCAAUAUCUCAAACAAAUGUAACCUAUCACUCAUCACUUAUGUGUGUGUGUAUAUAUAUACUUUACUAACAAGCAGGUCGUCCUAUGGACAGGGUGACAAGACACUCGUAUGGCACUCACCUGACCCUGGUCAGACAUUCACCACCAUCCUGACCCUCACCCCUCACCGGUCCUCAACUCACUUGAGCCACACAAUAUAGCGGAAAGCCCUCCCUGCCUCUGCACACUCACGCCACUCCCCAUCAGCACGUACGUUUCUGCUUGUACAAUUUUGUAUGGGGGACGUGAUGUGCCGUGGGUGGGUCGGUGGGUGGUCCGUUGUAAAUGUUCCACAAAGACUUGCAGAUCAAUCAGGACAGCUACGUAAAAAAGAGGACAAUUCUAGUGGGGACAGGGAGGCCCUCCGAGUGAUCUUGGUCGAUAUUUUCUUCAUGCAAAGAUGAUUUGGCUGGAAGAUACAAAAAUGUAUACCGUCCCUAAGCGAACAGGCAAGAGGAGCUGAGAGCAGAAGUGCAAAGUAUCUUCAAGCAUGAGUGCUGGUUGGGUGCUCAUCUGCCCUGGCUACGGUUGCCACUUCUGAGGUAUAAAAGCCCGAACAUACCGUGGGAUGAAAGGUAAUAUUUCACGAUACCGGAAAAGGGGAGAACUGUACGUCAAUUUCUUUAAUGGUGCAUUAUUACACAGCUGUCCCAGUAAGACUUAGAGAUUUCUCAGGACGGCUACCUGCAAAACACCAGGACAAGUUGCAGCAACCCUAAAACCUUGGCUGCCCUGAGCUAAUAGAAACUCCACAUUGACUGGGUUCGGGCCCAGGUACUGCAUAUAUUCCUUGUAAAAAAAUGUAUAAAUAACUGACGUUUACAUUUCCAGCUCCCAGUUUGUGGAAAUGUCUCUGUCCUCAUCUCUGCUGUUGGGCGAGAGGUGAAUUCCACAUUGUUAAGGCAGGUUCCGAUGGUCCGAACACAAAGUGAAAAACAAAUGUGUGAAUAAAUUUCGAUUUAAAGCUUU
Molecule: messenger RNA, 2629 nt
Organism: Petromyzon marinus (sea lamprey)
Lineage: Eukaryota; Metazoa; Chordata; Hyperoartia; Petromyzontiformes; Petromyzontidae
Source: RefSeq, a predicted model, not a curated record